This is a messenger RNA of Polychytrium aggregatum, 3755 nucleotides long. RefSeq lists its product as uncharacterized. The coding region runs from base 348 to 3296 and encodes 982 amino acids. The record is from RefSeq and is a predicted model, not a curated record. Gene Ontology annotation, molecular function: protein binding. The transcript has 7 exons. Lineage: Eukaryota; Fungi; Chytridiomycota; Chytridiomycetes; Polychytriales.
GCUGACCUCUUGCUUGCCCUGCUCCUGUCGCCCCUGCCCGUCCCAGCCGAGGUCGUCGCUGGCCACGGCAAAAAAGCGCAUAUAUCCGGCGGCCUGCAGUGCCGGCCCGUGCUCUUCGCCGUCUUAUCGCAUUCGCUUGUCUAUCCGUCUGUCCGCCGUGUCUGCUCCACAUUGCUCUGCGUUGCCAGCGCCCAUAGCCCUCCCGUUCCCACCCGGCUCUGCACUUCCGUCUGCUUCCCCACGCAGCCAGAUCGGCCCUGUUCUCUUGGCCAUUCCCAGUUUCGAGCCCCAUCCCAUCGGUCUCAUAGCCCACCUCACCCGCUGCCUGUCCCUUCUCGCUCGCCAUCAUGUUCAAGGCUCUCAAGUCCCUGGGCGGCAAGGCCCUGGCCGUCAAGUACUCCUUUGACCGCGCCAGCCCGACCGAUGCCGACACCAUCCUCCUCGACGAGCACGAGCACGAGCUCUGCGGCACCAUCACCCUCAACAACGACUCCACAAAGCCCUCACAUAUCUCCAAGCUGGAAGUCAUUCUCUCCGUGGGCUGCGACUACCAGCUCUUCAGCUCGCUCUACCCGACCAUGGGCGAGUCUCUCACAAGCGACACCCGCAAGCUGCCCGGCGGCUCGUUCCACUCCAACGUCAUCUUCAAGGCAGAGCUCCCCCUGAGACUUGGGUUCGAAGCCGAUCCCGGGCUCUCAAAAAUACCCUUCCGUGUCAAGCUCCCCGACGACUUGCCACCCACCUACGCAUCCAAGAAUCCGCUCCAUGACAUUUCGUACAUGUUUUUUGUCUGCCUCUACAAGGGUGGCUCCGAACCCGCCAUCACCAAAGAGUCCAAGCUGACGGUUCGCCGGACCGUCUGCUUUGAUGCCGUCGCCCAAAAGACGGUUGAGAAUCCCUCGCGGAAUGAGGCGGGAGGUAUCUGCUACCAAGUCACUCUUCCCUCUGUCGUCUCCACCGCCGUCGACUUUUUCACCGUCAAUGUCGACUUUCGAGGUACCCAGGGCAUGAUUAUCGAUUCCCGAGCGGCCAAGGCCCAGCUGGUAGAGUGCUUCGACAGCGGAACCAAAGUAGUCGAGAAGGAAAUCUCUCCCUGGAUCCGUGCGUUCGAGUCAGACUCGCGCUCCAUCAACUCGGGCGACUCCUUCUCUACCUCGGGCGUUAUCUACCUGUCACCAGUGUACUUCAACAUCCCGAUCUCUGGCGCCCAAGCCAGCUUCCAAUCCAAGAGACGAAGUCUCAACCACAAGAUCAAGCUCUCGAUCGAGAAGAAGCUCGAUCUCGAGAUCCCAGUGGUGCUCGGCCACCCUGGGGCGGGCAAGAAGCCCGAGCCCGAGCGCCAAAUCCCCGAUAGCGCGAGCGCACGAAUCCAGCAGCGUCGCCAGGCGCCGGAAACAACAUGGGAAAUCACCGGUCCCUACUAUCCAGUCUUGGACGAUGAGCUCGCAGUGAUGCCGGGAGACCGUGUCCUUGUCGAGCAAACCUUCCCCGAUGGCUGGGCGAUGGCCAAACAUUGCUUGUUGAACCGGCGUGGCAUCAUCCCCAUGUCCGUCAUCGGGCAGUCCAACACCAUCGGCGUUGCCUUGAACCCCAUUCCAACCGGCCCUCGGUCUGUAUCCCUGGCAGUAUCCCUGGCAGAUCGCUCAGACACGGGCUCAAACUAUCCCGCUAGCGUCUACUCAGACGGAUCAAACAGCAACAGUGCCCGUCGCAUGGAUCAGCGCAGCAUCCGCUCCGCUGUUGAUAUGGCGCCACCGCAGGCGCCUACCCAAGCCUCGCACCGCAGUGGGUAUGAGGACCGCUCGCUCUACUCUCCCGUUCACGACGAGAGGAGCCAGGCGGAUGAUCCGCCUUUGUAUGAGCCACCGCGCUUGAACUCGGUCGACAGCACUGGCGAUCAGAGCUCGCUCAAGUACAGGUGCGUGGCAAACUAUGCUCGACGAAUGGAGGACGAGAUCAACAUCAAUGCCGGUGACAUUAUUACCGUCAUUUCUCAGCUGGGUGAUGGCUGGGCCAAUGGCUUCAACCACAACUCUCGGCUUUCGGGUGUAUUUCCGAUCCAGAACUGCGUCGUUCUCGAGUCUGUGCCUCCUGUCUUCCCCGCCUCAGCUAUCCAGGGCUUUGUGCAAGGCUACGGCAACUCUCAGAUGCGAGCCAUGACACCCGUGCGUGGCGACCAGCGAGACAUGCAGUAUGCUACGAACGAAAUGCCCGAGGCCGCCUUUGGUCACAACGACCCUCGCUAUGUCGCCACCGAUCUGAGGCAUCAUCAGCCACAGGAUCUGCGAUAUGUGCAGAGCGACCCGCGCCAGACCAACGGAGUGCACGGAUACAACAUCAGCGACUAUCGCGCGGGAAUGCCCGACAUCAAGCCGGUGCCCAAUGAGCUCCGAUCCAUGGCCUCCUACACUUAUAUGAAUAACGCCGUGCGCGGCGUGCCGCCAGCCAUGCAUCCCCAAGAUGUCAAGGUUCCGCUUUCAAGACCCUCGAUGGACCAACCUCCGCCCAGGAUGAGAUCGAUGGGCACCCCGACAGGAGCGACGUUCCCUGCGCCGUAUCCCAACGGAUUCCAGACCCAGCCCGACGACGGCGCGCACUAUCGAGCCAAUCCCAUCACUCCGCCUCGCAUGAAUAUGCCCCAGCCGUUCGACCGCCGCGUGACUGGAUCCUCGACCUAUAGUGCCAACUCGGACAUGUCCUCUCCCCAGACUCUGGUUCCCACACCGAUUCAUGGCGCCUUCUCACAGCGGGACAGCGUGCAAAGCGACGGCACAACUCGCGUGGACUCGCUCGAUGGCAGCUAUGGAAAGCCGUCGCCCGUGCUUGGCCAGAUGCCUAGGCAGCUCUCGAAUCAGGGCCGGUCCGUCAUGGCCACCAACAAUUCGACGACGCCCAACCGCGCUCCGCCUGUUGCCAAGACUGUCUCGACCAAUAGUUCCAAGGCUGCGAUGAACGAGAUCGUCGACGAGCUGGAUGAAAUGGUUGCUCAAAUGAGACUCAAGAAUACCUCGCGCACGGUUGCCCGCGAGGCCGAUGAAACAAGCGUCAAGUCAAGCGAUCCCGCCAUUCCAAGGCACCUGGUGGCCAUGCCCCUGCCACCCCUGCCCCCUCCUGAUGCAAUGAGCCCGAAGAUGGAAACAGGCUCCGACCAAGCCGCUGAAGCUGCAGAGGCCCCGAAUGCUGCUGCGAGCGAAAAUUCGACUUUGAUCGAGCUGGAUGAGAUGCUGCUCACCGGAAAGAUCAAUGCCGCAGAGUACCUGCAGCGUCGCAAGUGCCUGGAGGUACCCGCCAACUAGGACGAUCUGCAACUGUGGGCUCGGCCAAAGGCAGCGGACACAGUGAGCCUGAACAAGAACCGGAACCAGAACCAGAACCGGAGCCGGAACCAGAGCCAGAAUCACCCCUGUCUAUCAAAAACAAUUCUCUUCCUCUUCCUCUCCAGAAAGUGCUUCAUCAAUGUUACUGAGUCGAAUCUCUUACCUCGUUUGUGUCUCUCUAUCCAACUAUACGCUCUAUGUCGCUCCUUCACCGCCGCCAGACCGGCUUGUGGCGCUCCUGUGCCGGUGUCGUUUGACACAGCUUUUACCUCCACAUUCCUUUUGCUAUUGUCUGAGUUCUAUCGAUAUCGCUGUUUGUUGGCAUGUGCAUGGCCACUGGUGAUUGUGGAGCGUCGAGAUUUGCUGUUCCUGGGUCGGCAAUCGGGCCAGUCGCAGCAACGACAUCCACCAAAGUUUGAAUAGCAGUCUCGUGUUCCA